Molecule: messenger RNA, 605 nt
Organism: Drosophila sulfurigaster albostrigata
Lineage: Eukaryota; Metazoa; Arthropoda; Insecta; Diptera; Drosophilidae
Gene: RpS20
Product: small ribosomal subunit protein uS10
Exons: 4
Coding region: 153-515 (120 amino acids)
Biological process (GO): translation
Cellular component (GO): cytosolic small ribosomal subunit; ribosome
Molecular function (GO): structural constituent of ribosome; RNA binding
Source: RefSeq, a predicted model, not a curated record
UUUAUUUGGAGAAGUGGCAACGCCGCAGAGGCCGUGCUGGCAUCGCUGUGACUGUCUCUCUUCCCAUUUCGUUUUUGACCAGCAAGUUAACUGGUUCAGCGCUGCUCAAAAUAACAAGAUUUGAAUAUCUCGACCAGAUAAAUUGCUAAAUAAUGGCUGCUGCUCCUAAGGACAUUGAGAAGCCCCAUGGUGGCGAUUCUGCAUCCGUGCACCGCAUCCGUAUCACCCUGACCUCCAGGAACGUUCGCUCCUUGGAGAAUGUGUGCCGUGAUCUGAUCAACGGUGCCAAGAACCAGAAUCUGCGUGUCAAGGGCCCAGUGCGCAUGCCAACCAAGACCCUACGCAUCACCACCCGUAAGACUCCUUGCGGUGAGGGUUCCAAGACCUGGGAUCGUUUCCAGAUGAGAAUCCACAAGCGCAUCAUCGAUUUGCACUCGCCUUCUGAGAUCGUGAAGAAGAUCACCUCGAUCAACAUUGAACCCGGAGUAGAGGUUGAGGUUACCAUUGCCAACUAGAUUCGGCGAAACGAACCGUUCUUCUCAACAAAAAUGCUGAAAAGUUGAGCAUUUGAAUAAAAACCAAACAACUUUUCAUAAAUAAUUAAA